AUGUCGACUGAUGACGGCGCGAAGCGCGCGCAUGACUUCAACGACGCGUUACUUGGAGUUCCGGAAUAUGCAAAUGAUACAAUGUUCUUUGUGGCCCGCUAUGGUCAGAAAUGCCAGUCUACUCUCCGCAAAGUAGAUUUCGAUACAGUAAUGCAAACCUCACACGAAUUGGGAGCGGCCAUGUCCAAGCCAGAUAAUGAAGCACGUGUUGCGGAGCUUCGUGCCCAGGUCAUGGAGAUUCUAAAACCGUUUCCUGAGCUGGCACAGGAUUACGACAAGUUUUCUGCGAGCUCCAGAGCAACUGCCGCUUCUCUGGCCGCUAAACGCAAAUAA
Molecule: messenger RNA, 333 nt
Organism: Beauveria bassiana ARSEF 2860
Lineage: Eukaryota; Fungi; Ascomycota; Sordariomycetes; Hypocreales; Cordycipitaceae
Exons: 2
Coding region: 1-333 (110 amino acids)
Source: RefSeq, a predicted model, not a curated record